AUGCGCGCCGUGCUCCUGCUCUGCGCGCUGACCCGUGCGUCGGCGAUCACGACGGGCAUCUUUGCCUCGUGCGCCGGGCCCAGCGCCAGCUCGUUGGCCCACUGCGACGCGUCCCUGGCCCCGGAGGCGCGCGUCGCGGCGCUGCUGGGGCAGCUGUCCACCGACGAGAAGAUCGCCCUGCUCUCGCCGACGCAGACGCCCUUCUGCGCCUGCCACACGCUCGCGAACGACGGCGCCGACCUCGGCGUCUACCGCUGGCUCGUGGAGACGAACAGCGGCGUGUCCGCGCCGUGCCUCGCUCCCGGCCGGUGCCCGACGAUGUUCGUCGGCCCGCUCGGCGUCGCGGCGGCGUUCAACCGCAGCGCCUGGGAGCGGAAGGGCGACGUCAUCGGCCGGGAGCUCCGCGCGCUCGCGAACGUCGCGGCGGGCCGCUACGGCCGGGAGAACUACACGCUCUACGACAAGGCGACCGUCGGCCUGACCGGCUUCGGGCCGAACGUGAACCUCGUCAAGGACCCUCGCUACGGCCGCAACUCGGAGCUCGCGGGCGAGGACCCCGUCCUCGCCGGGGCGUACGCGGCGGCCUUCGUGAAGGGCGUCCAGCGGCGCAAGGGCGGGAUCCUGCGGAGCGCGGCGUACCUCAAACACUACACCGCCUACAGCGUGCGCCGCGCCGCAGGUUUUGACCGGGAAAACGAUGGAAAAUCGUUACCGACGCAUGUGGUAGGCACCUUCGACCUCCACGACAGCAACCUGCGCCAGUUCGAAAAGGGGUUCGUCGACGGCGGCGCGAGCGGAGCAAUGUGUAGCUACUUCGCGCCGAACGGCGUGAGCUCCUGCGGCUCGAAGGCGCUCCUCGAGGAGACCGUGCGCCAGACCUGGAAACGGCCCGACGCCGUGAUCAUGACGGACUGCUCGGCCGUG
Messenger RNA from Aureococcus anophagefferens, 924 nucleotides. RefSeq lists its product as hypothetical. The transcript has 3 exons. Gene Ontology annotation, cellular component: plant-type cell wall. NCBI's taxonomy places the organism in Eukaryota, Pelagophyceae, Pelagomonadales, Pelagomonadaceae. The record is from RefSeq and is a predicted model, not a curated record. The annotation marks the transcript as partial. Gene Ontology annotation, biological process: xylan catabolic process; arabinan catabolic process. Gene Ontology annotation, molecular function: xylan 1,4-beta-xylosidase activity; alpha-L-arabinofuranosidase activity.